AUCCUUUCGAACGCCCCUGCAUUACGGUAUCUCAGCACGCGCAUUUACGCUGUGUGCUGAGACCAAAUCCGGGCUCUCGCACAAAAUCCGUUUCCACUCGGGGUGGCGUAGAGCGGGCCCCACUUGGCUUUGCUCCGUAAAUCAAACACUCGGGUCGGUCAGAGCCUCGACGGAGACGCGAAAGCUUUGACGCGAGAGCGGCGGUGAAAAGUCACUGAUCGAGCAGGCGCGGCUUGGCGAGGAAAAGAAUGGCGGAUUCGAGCAGCACCGCAGCGGUCGGGGCCGCAGCCUCCAACAGCGCUACUGCUGCCGGGGCUGGCACUGUUGCGCAUGAUGGAGCGCCCGGGGCUGCGGGACAGAAACCUGCGUCCGAGUCUGUGAAGGGUCAGAUUUUUGACGUGGGCCCCCGCUACACCAACCUGUCUUACAUCGGGGAGGGGGCUUAUGGAAUGGUGUGCUCCGCCCUGGACCACCUGACAAACCAGCGCGUCGCCAUCAAGAAAAUCAGCCCCUUCGAGCACCAGACGUACUGCCAGCGCACGCUGAGAGAAAUCAAGAUCCUGCUGCGCUUCAACCACGAGAACAUCAUCGGCAUCAACGACAUUCUAAGGGCUCGGCACAUCGACAACAUGAGAGAUGUUUACAUCGUGCAGACACUGAUGGAGACGGACCUGUACAAGCUGCUCAAGAGCCAGAGGCUGAGCAACGACCACGUCUGCUAUUUCCUCUACCAGAUCCUGCGCGGACUCAAGUACAUCCACUCUGCCAACGUGUUGCACCGGGACCUCAAGCCCUCCAACUUGCUCAUCAACACCACUUGUGACCUCAAGAUUUGUGACUUUGGCUUGGCGAGGAUCGCCGACCCCGAGCACGAUCACACAGGAUUCCUGACCGAGUAUGUCGCCACGCGUUGGUACAGGGCUCCGGAAAUCAUGCUCAACUCCAAGGGCUACUCCAAGUCUAUCGACAUCUGGUCGGUGGGCUGCAUCCUGGCUGAGAUGCUCUCCAACAAGCCCAUCUUCCCUGGGAAGCAUUACCUGGACCAGCUCAACCACAUUCUGGGUGUCCUCGGGUCCCCAUCCCAAGAAGAUCUCAACUGCAUCAUCAACAUGAAAGCCAGAAACUAUCUGCAGUCCCUUCCCGAGAAACCCAAGAUCCCGUGGGAGAAGCUUUUCUACAAGGCGGAUUCCAAAGCGCUGGACCUGCUGGGCCGCAUGUUGACCUUCAACCCCAACAAGCGUAUCAGCGUCGAGGAGGCGCUGGCUCAUCCUUAUCUGGAGCAGUACUACGACCCCACGGAUGAGCCCGUGGCGGAAGAGCCCUUCACGUUCUCUAUGGAGCUAGAUGAUCUUCCCAAGGAGAAGCUGAAGGAACUCAUCUUUGAAGAGACGUCUCGUUUCCAGGAAAACUACCAGGGCUCCUGAGACACAGCUUUAACAAGUGUCGAAGCCAACCACAGGCUUGGAAUCCGAAGACCCCCCCCCCCCCCCCCCCCCCCCCCGCCCCCCCGACGACUCGCUUGAACACAAGAAAACGCAUCCCUCUCCAAUCCAACAAGAUAAAAAAAAAAACAAAAAAAAAAACGAAAUCUGAACAUCGGCUGCUUUUUCUUUCCAUUCCCGCCGCAAGAAAAGUCUUCACUUUUGAUUUGUGUGCUUCUGUGGGGGGGGGACGUGGGGGGGCCGUGGCGUCUGUUGACUCCUCGCUCCUGCCAAAACAUUCUUCUGUUUCCUGUUGAGUGCCCCCCCCUCCACUCCCCCUUCAUAAUCCAAUCUCUUCUCAUAUAAACGACUCCUGCUUAUUAACCGCCACCAUUACUCGACUGUCUUGCUACGUGUGCGUCACCACCCGCCAUCGACUAAACUAAAAGAACAGGGGGUUGCUUAUCCGGGGGGGGGGGGGGGGGGUAUGUACGGUCCAUAGAAAAUCUUUAAAAAAAAAAAAAAAAAAAAAGCUUUUGCAGUGGUUUGUUUGUAUGAAGUCGUUUGCUUUAAAAUCAGCUUAGUUGUGUUUAUGUUCUCUGAUUUACGUUGGAACGCGUUUUCAACGUUUGAUUUCCUGGCAUGUUUGCCUUUCCUUCCUAAAUGACCUUCUGACCUUAUGACCUUCAUACCAAUGCAUGCAUUCCUCUAAUCGACCAAAGUGGAUGAGACGCCAGGAACUUGUUCGGGAACGCGACGGUGUAUUCCGUUUUUUCUUGGCCGCGCCGCCAUCAAAGGGCAGACGAGUGAACGCAACGCUCCUUCUAUGUCGCCAUGCUCCAGAAUAGGCCGCUUUUGUGCGCGUCCGUCGCCCCCACCUGGCUAAUAUCCCGUGUUGGGGGUUGCAUGACCAUUAAAAAGCACAAGUACCGCCGCUACACGAGACUGGAGACAGGAAGCCGCACGUACGACGUACCGCUAACGCUUUAGCCGUCCUCUCAGUAUAAACAUUAAGGCGCCGCUAUGCCGUUGCUAAGUCGACCCAGGACGACCGUAUGGCGUUUACACGGGCGAAUGGUCGAUGAUGAAAAGAAAUAGUCAUCUAGUGUGUAAAGUAGUUGCAGUGGCCCCCCCUAGUGUCGACUCAGGACACUGCACCCAGACAAGCAAAUGACCAUUUGUGCUUGUUUGUUUGGUUUCAUUUUCAAUCUUUUUUUUUUUGUUAUCCUGUGUUUGCCUGUUUGUUUAUCCGGUUGCCGUAGCGACCAUGCCCACUGCUGACAGUGGCAUUGUUUCCCAUGGAUGGCCGCUCUGGUGCGUGUGUGUCGUAUCUGUGCGUUCUUUGUUGUCACGACUUUUGCCAUCGCUUGGCGGAGCGCCGCCUGUGGGUCCGGCUCGGUAUCUGCACCGGGGGUCCGUGUUAAAGGAAGCGGGUUGACGCAGGCGGGGUCCGUGAUGCUUAACAGUUACGGGGACCCCGCCCCGCCCCGCCUGCUAGCUUCAGCCUGCUGCAGUAAAAUAAUGUUGUACAAAGUGUCGCUGUUCUCUAGAAGCCAUAGCCAGCACUAUGACUGUCCCCCCACAAAAGGUGGGAGGAUUUUUUUUUUUUUAAUUUUUUUUGUGCACAUGCGGUGAAAUGCACGGAUUUAUUCACCCCUCCCCAACACUUGCCACGCUUUACUCAAAGGGCUGCGUCCACCCCUCACCGCCCCUCCCUCCCUCCUUCCCCACCUGUGUGCACUUCCUCUUUCUGCCACGACUUCACUUUUCUUCAUCCGCCGCCACCGUUUCCUCCUCUUCCUCCUCUUCCUCCUCUUCCUCUCCCACCCACACGGCUAAGUCAGCACGCCUGCACUUUGUUGUCCAUGUUGGUCCUCCGUGUGUCCAAUCCUGCCCACUCAGCUUUAAGGAUCUCUUGCUUUGUCUCUCAAGUGUUUCUAUAUUAAGACGGCUUUUUUUCCCUUCUUACCGUGAGUGUGUGUGUGUGUGUUACUUCCUCUCAACUCCCUCUUUAUUCCGCUUUUUCAGUGUGUGUUUGUGUGUGUGUGUGUGUGUGUGUGAGACCGUUUCUUUUCCAUCCAGUGCAAAAACGAGACCCCCAUUUGAAUACCCGGCCGCCAGUCCACCAACCUUGCUUGCUUUUUCUCCGACCCGACCAAACAUCCGACUGGGUUGCCAUGGUUCCCAAACCAAGAAGACUGUUUUGCACUCACACACACACACACACACACACACACACACACACACACACAUAAACACUUUUGACUGAGUGCGUUUGUGUGUGUGUGUGUGUGUGUGAGAAAUGUUGCACUGGACGAUGCCAUGCACAUUCCCACCGUAUGGAGGAGUCUCGUGGCCUGUCAGUCAAACGGCCUGUUUCCAGAUAUCCUUUUAAAUGGUCGUUCUUAUUAUUACCGUUGUUAUAUUGGUGAGUUGUUGUAUUAUUAUUUUUUUUUUUUACUUAAAAGGGAGUUCAAGUUGUAUCGUUUUUUUUUUUUAAUCAUUAGGAUGUUUUUAUUUUUUUCUUGCUUAUUUCUCUUAUGGACGUGAUUAUUCUUGACAGUGUUUUCAGUCUUUCUGACACCUUUUUUUUUUUUUUCCAACUUGGAUUUUCCUUCCAAGUUCUUUAUAAGGAAUUAUUUUAAAAGGAAUUAUGUGUCGAUUGUCAAAGAGAUAUGAGUUAUUGAGGGUUAUUGUCUGUAUAUUGUAUGGAUAUUACUGAAAUGAUUAACAAAGAAACAAAAUUAUAUUACAUAAUUGAAUAAAAUUUCCUGAUACCGUUGCA
Molecule: messenger RNA, 4206 nt
Organism: Doryrhamphus excisus (bluestripe pipefish)
Lineage: Eukaryota; Metazoa; Chordata; Actinopteri; Syngnathiformes; Syngnathidae
Gene: mapk3
Product: mitogen-activated protein kinase 3
Biological process (GO): protein phosphorylation
Molecular function (GO): ATP binding; MAP kinase activity
Source: RefSeq, a predicted model, not a curated record